Messenger RNA from Aspergillus pseudonomiae, 1605 nucleotides. Its product is annotated as triose-phosphate isomerase. The transcript has a single exon. Gene Ontology annotation, biological process: glycolytic process; glyceraldehyde-3-phosphate biosynthetic process; glycerol catabolic process. Lineage: Eukaryota; Fungi; Ascomycota; Eurotiomycetes; Eurotiales; Aspergillaceae. The coding region runs from base 576 to 1433 and encodes 285 amino acids. Gene Ontology annotation, molecular function: triose-phosphate isomerase activity. The record is from RefSeq and is a predicted model, not a curated record. Gene Ontology annotation, cellular component: cytosol.
GCCAGUGACAUCACCCGCUGGGGGAUGCAUUCGCGUGGGACGAUCGACUGUCUCCUCUUUUUUGUCGCUGGGUAAGCCCACUUGGUUACCGAACCUCCUGGUUUAGUCCCAGACUUUCGUCCGCUCACAGCCGCAGGUGGCCUCAGGCGCCAUUUAAUUUACUAGGUCCAAAAUCAACUGAACUCACUGGACGAACGACGCAACCCAAACGACUCCCCGCGGAUCGCACUGACCAAGUUGAUUGGCAGAAUUCCCCUCAGUUGAACGUCGUCUCCCUGCUAUUUUCGUGUUUCGGAGAUUUGUUCCACUUUCCCCAACAAAUAUAUUCGUACUUCUGGUUUCCCUGGUCUCCAGGAAACGAACUCGCUUUCCGUGUCGCCUAAAGUGGAGUUUCUAGCGUCGCGGCGGUUAUCCCAGGAAUCACACCAGAGUGGUUGUCUAUGUCUAACCCUCCCAAGAAUUACGAGUUUCCCACCCAGCGUUGCGUGCGAGUGUCAAACUAGCGGCUCGCAAUCGACCAGGAUUUCCAGCGAACCACAGAACACAAAAGAAUUUAAACCAGAGACAGACCAAAAAUGGCCGCUACGGAGCAAACAUACCCGGUGCUACCCAGCACCUUACUCAUCAUCUCGCUGAAGAUGUACUUCACACCCACCCGAACAAUAGACUAUCUCCGCGCGCUGCUCGACCCCCAGAAUGACAUUGUGCGGCCCGCGAACCGCUCCAAGCUCCUGUUGGCCCUGAUCCCCGACUUCCUGACCAUCUACCCCAGCAACGAGAUCCUCAAAAACUAUGAAGCCAGCCUAGCCCCUCAGGAAGCCAAGACCCUGCCACCCGCGUUCCUCCUGGGCGCCCAGGACUGCUUCUGGGAGCCGCUGGGCGCAUACACGGGGGAAGUGUCCCCACUCGCUCUCCGCGCCAUGGGCGUGUCCAUCGUUGAGCUGGGCCACGCCGAGCGCCGCUCCCUGUUCGGCGAAACAGACGACCAGACCGGUCGCAAGGCCGCUGCGGCCUCCGCCCACGGUAUGGUGCCGCUCGUGUGCAUUGGCGAGGUCACAGCGCCGGGCCCCGUUGCGUCCCAGGCCGUUGGGCUGGCCGUGCGCGAGUGCGAGGUGCAGGUGCGCGCAGUUCUCCAGGCCAUCCCCGCCCAUGCGCCUGUGAUAUUCGCCUAUGAGCCCGUGUGGGCGAUAGGAAAGCCCAGGCCAGCUGGCGUCGAUCACAUUUCUGCCGUGGUGGACGGCAUCAAGGCGGUGAUUGGGGAGCGUCCUGGGGACGUCCGCAUUUUGUAUGGGGGAAGCGCCGGGCCGGGCCUGUGGGGCGCGGGCGGUCUGGGGAAAGCCGUUGACGGCAUGUUCCUGGGGAGAUUCGCCCAUGAGAUCGAGGGCGUGCGGAAGGUGGUCAGGGAAGUCGAGGAGACGUUGAACGUCGCUUGAUUUCUUUCUUCGUAGUAAUGCGUUUUUCGUAAUGAGCUGCAUAUGCAUAGCAUAGAGGGGUAAAAGCCAGGUCGGGUUGACGAAGUAUACGAGCUUAGAUUGUCAUGAUCUUUCAUUUCUCCUCUUCUCUGUUAAUGUUAUACUGUGCCUGGAAUAGGGUACAUGUGGAUAC